This is a messenger RNA of Manis javanica (Malayan pangolin), 3730 nucleotides long. RefSeq names its product RNA binding region (RNP1, RRM) containing 3 (gene RNPC3). Gene Ontology annotation, biological process: mRNA splicing, via spliceosome. The record is from RefSeq and is a predicted model, not a curated record. Gene Ontology annotation, molecular function: protein binding; U12 snRNA binding; pre-mRNA intronic binding. Lineage: Eukaryota; Metazoa; Chordata; Mammalia; Pholidota; Manidae. Gene Ontology annotation, cellular component: U12-type spliceosomal complex.
CGCCUUCAGCCAGGAUCAGCCGCCCGUCCGCGCAGCCCCGCCCCGUGGGCGCCACGCCCAGACGCGCUCCCCGGCGCACAUGCGCAGCACUGACAUUUUCAGUGCUUGGGUACACAACCUCUUUCCUUUAAGCGACCGAGGGCCCUCAUUACUUCUUUGACAACUUUUUAAAUCCUCACGACUCUUUCCGGGGAAUUUUUGUUUCUAAUAACUUCAGCAAGUACCCGAAAUUCAUAUCAUUCUGCUUUACCAUCACUGUAGAACCUCGCGCUUCAGUCUGAAGAAGCGGUCUCCUUAGGAGGCGCCACUCGUUAGCGGUGCAGGUCUCACGAAAGCCACCAUUUCUCGCGGUAUUUCCUUGUUUCCAGAAUCCUUAGCGCGAAGCGGAAAAAUACUCAUUUAUCUCAGCUUCUGGUGAUUAACGCUAUUUUUUUUCACCUCGGCGUCUUCCCCAGAAGUCUCAAUUCCUGUUUCUCCCAGGGAAAUGGCGGCCCCUGAGCAGCCGCUACCGAUGCCGAGAGGAUGCCAGGGCUCUGCUUCUCUUUCUCUGCUGCGGGGCGACCGGACCCUUCUAGUGAGGCACCUGCCAGCCGAGCUGACGGCUGAAGAGAAAGAAGACUUGCUGAAGUAUUUCGGGGCACAGUCGGUGCGCGUCCUGUCAGAUAAGGGGCGACUGAAACAUACAGCUUUUGCUACUUUCCCUAAUGAAAAAGCAGCUAUAAAGGCAUUGACAAGACUCCAUCAGCUGAAACUUUUAGGUCAUACUUUAGUUGUUGAAUUUGCAAAAGAGCUAGAUCGAGUUCAUUCCCCAUGUCCCUCUUCGGGCACUGAAAAGAAGAAAAGGUCUGAAGACCCUGUGGAAGAUGAGAAAGAAAAGAAAGAACUUGGUUGUUUAACUAUAGAAAAUGGAAUUGCACCAAACCAUGGGCUGACUUUUCCUCUGAAUUCAUGCCUCAAGUACAUGUAUCCACCACCUUCAAGCACAAUCCUAGCAAACAUAGUAAAUGCUUUAGCAAGUGUGCCUAAGUUCUAUGUACAGGUACUUCAUCUUAUGAAUAAAAUGAAUUUGCCCACACCUUUUGGACAAAUUACUGCACGACCUCCCAUGUAUGAAGACUAUAUGCCAUUACAUGCACCUCUUCCACCUGCGUCUCCUCAGCCACCAGAGGAACCUCCUUUGCCUGAUGAGGAUGAGGAAUUAUCUAAUAAAGAAUCAGAAUAUGAAAGCAGUGAUGAUGAAGACCGACAGAGCUUUCAUAAUAUAAAGAAGUGUCCGUGCUAUGGUGCAUUUAAUACCAUGUUUUUCACAUAUUUCUGCUGUUUGGUGGUGAUUUUGCUGUUUAAAAUGGUCCCCAAGCAUAUGUUGAAGUGCUGUCUGAUGUUUCCAAGAUCAAGAAGGCUGUUAUGUGUCCUAUGGAGAAGAAUGACCAAACUGAUGGAACUAGCAAAUCUUCAGCCUAAAAGACCAAAAACAGUAAAGCAGCACCAUGUGAGAAAAAAGCAAAAAAUAAAGGAUAUGUUGAACACACCAUCUGCUUCACACAGCAAUUUACAUCCAGUACUGUUACCUUCAGAUGUAUUUGACCAACCACAACCUGUAGGUAAUAAAAAAAUUGAAUUCCAUAUAACUACUGACAUGACAACUGAAUUUAAGAAAGAGAUAGAAAAGGAACAAAAUUGUGAUUUGCCUGCUUCUGAAGCUGAUGAAUCCAACAUAGGAUUUGGAAAAAUCUUCCCCAAACCUAAUUUGAACAUCACAGAAGAGACUAAAGAAGACUCUGAUGAAAUGCCAUCAGAAUGUAUUUCUAGAAGGGAGUUGGAAAAGGGCAGAAUUUCUAGAGAAGAAAUGGAAACACUUUCAGUUUUCAGAAGUUAUGAACCUGGUGAACCAAACUGUAGAAUUUAUGUAAAGAAUUUAGCUAAACAUGUUCAAGAGAAGGACCUUAAAUUUAUUUUUGGAAGAUAUGUUGACUUUUCAUCAGAAACACAGCGGAUAAUGUUUGAUAUACGCUUGAUGAAAGAAGGUCGCAUGAAAGGGCAAGCUUUUAUUGGACUUCCAAAUGAAAAAGCAGCUGCAAAAGCUUUAAAGGAAGCUAAUGGAUAUGUUCUUUCUGGAAAGCCUAUGGUGGUUCAAUUUGCUCGAUCUGCUAGACCAAAGCAAGAUUCCAAAGAAGGAAAAAGAAGUGUUAAAAAUUAUUAAAGAAGCAUUCCUGCAUAUUACUGUCAUACAAAGUGUAUCCUUUUGUGUAUCCUUUUGGGAGCAGUGUUUUUUGUUUCUCCUAGAAAUGUUUUGUCCUUCCCUGACUCACUGAUCCAGAUUAAGCAGUGGUUUUUUACCAUUUAUUCAAACGAAAUAUUUCUGAAAUUAUCAGUAUUAAUUGAAUAAAUCUUCAGUGUGUUAUUUAGAUUUGUUGCUGAAUUUCUGUGCUGGCCUCUAGAUUACAUAAUUUUUCCAGAGAAAGUUAGUGAAUCAGGUCAAUUUAUUUAUCUGGAGAAUGUAUGCAUUAGCUUUAACACAGAAUUUAAUCUUGUUUCUUCUCUUUGUUUCCCAAACCUAAUUCAGUAACAUAUACUUUGUUUUAUGAUAUAUCUGGUUAGACGUUCUAUGUAGUGCUGUGUUGUAAAAUUUUAUUGGGAAGAGGAUUUUCUUUCUUUUAAAAGAACAUAUAUUGAAAAUUUAAAUAACUGGAUUUCUAUGUACAUUCUAAAUAAAAGUAGCGGACUGCACAUCUGAGGUCUUAUUAUUGAUAGCCCUUUUAAGAAAGAUAGCAAGUAGAAUAUCUUUUUUCCUCUUUCUUUUUCUAAACAAAGCCAAACAAAGGAAUAAGAAAAGAGUAACCAAGGCAAGAAGACAUGUUGACUCAGGGUAGCACAUAAAGUAAAACAAAAACAAAAACAAAAAACAGUCCUGGCAGGUAUAUGUAAGAACAAUUUCUAUAUUCCAGACUUGUUGAUAACUGGAAUCACCCAGAACAAUGGUUCUCAGUCUUGCCUACCUAUUGGAAUGGCCUGAGAAAUUUUUCAAAAAUUCUGAUUUAAAAUAAUAUACAUACACAUAUAUAUUUAUAUCUAUUUACACACACACAUAAAUAUAUACAUAUGUACAUAUACAAUAUCUAUACAUAGAUUACUCCCAUGAGUUUUUAUUUAAUUGGUCUGGUGUCCAAUAUUGGGAUUUUCCAAACCUCCCAAAGUUUUUAUUCUUAUGUGCAACAAACAUGGAGAAUCACUAGGGAAGUAUUUUUACAAAUAAAGACUCCUGAACUCUGUCCUAGAACUACUAGAUCAGAACCUCUGUCAAUGAGACCAAGAAUCUAAUUUGAAAAGUUUCCCUUAGUGGUUCUAAGAACUGACCAAUUUGGGUACUAGUAUGUUACACUAAAAUUGUUAGGUGCUUAAUACCAACUUAGCCACCCAACCCUUUUAUACAUAGAAAAAUAAAGUGUUGGAAUCUCUAUAUUUCUUUCUUGCAAAUUCUAUUAAUACUAUGAAAACAUUCAAAAUGCUGUUAAUAAUUGUUAUCAUCCUAAGAGUAAAAAGAGAUACUGAAAUUGCUUUUUUUCCUAUAGACAGUUUGUGUUUUAUUAAUUUGUAAAUUAUAAUUUCUGUAAAAAGCUAUUUAGACAGCAGUUAAAAUUUUGUAGUACUGACAUGAUUCACUAAUUUUCUAAAUGUAAAUGUUUUAGCUUUUAGUUAUUUUAAAACUAAUGAACUGUUUUAUAAUUAUUAU